UAUUUUUUCCGCGCACCCAUUUUCUUUUCAAAAUUGGACCAAUUUAGGGCGAUAACUUUUAUUCAGAAAAUAAGAACAUUUUAGUAAUGUCUUGUUAUCCUGUUAGGUGAAUGAAAGCAGUUUGUUUUGUCAUUUGCCUUUGUGAUCCAGUUACCAUGGCUACGUUUCUGGCACAUUCUGUCAGUUCUAUUAUAAUCUCCUGUUGAGACUUCAUCAUAGAUCUACGCACUUUAUCUCGACUGACGGGUUAAUCACAUUCCAUUUUUACCUAUUCUUCUUGGCGCACAGAAAAAUGAAUUCAGCUAAAACAGAUUCGAAUGCGAAUGUUAGUAAUCAGAAUGAACUAUUCGUCUGUUAUGUGCGUGCAAGGAAGAUAUAUUGCGUUCUACGAGGACAAGGUUACGGUAGCGUUCGGACAAAAGCAUAUACAAAAGAAAAAACAAAUAUGGAGUCAUCGUGAUCAUUAUUAAAAACAGUGUCCUAAAAAUCAUAAAGUCUUGACGAUCAUUAUCAAGAAUAAUAACCUGAGGUGACGUGAGCGAAAAUUGCUUUAAUUCAGUCUGUCCUAAUUGUUUACUGGUUUGCAUUGUUUGAAGGAAGACAUCUGGCUUUAUUUUGCGGUUCUCUAUUAUAUGCUGUUAAAGCACAACAUCCAACAUGUCUGUUGUGUUUGUGUUUUGCUUGAAAGGAUGAUGACCAUCACCUGGAUCGCUUUACUUCUUUUGGUGGCAACAACAUCUACAUCUUUUCUGGACUGCCCGCCAGGCUGGGAUGAGUUUGACGAUUCCUGCUACAAAGUGAUGACCAGCUUCGUAUAUUCACAAAGUCUUAGUUGGGAUAAUGCUCGUGCAGUGUGUUUAGGAUAUGGAGGAGACCUCGUUAGUAUAGAAAAUGCAAGGGAAAUGGAAUUCAUAAGGCUUCGCUAUGCAGAAUACAUCAGCUACAGUAUGUGGAUUGGGUUGAAUGACCGAAUUAAACAACGUGAAUUUGUUUGGAGCGAUGGAACACCAUUCAAUGGUUCUGUUUACAGUAAUUGGCGUGAUGGCGAACCAAAUGACUGGUCAGGCCAGGAAGACUGUGUUGAACUUUACAACAAUGGCUGGAAUGAUCUGGCCUGCUCGAGGAAUCACUACUACAUGUGCGAGAGACCUAAAGGCAAGCUUUCAUGUCCUGAUGGAUGGUUUCCAAAUGGGUUUUCCUGCUACAAAGCGAGUGAAAGCGAAAAGUCAUGGAAUAAUGCAAAACAGGAUUGUUAUGAGUCUGGAAGCUAUUUGAUGAAGGUAGAUGACGCAUCGGAGCAACAUUUCCUAGAAGUUUACUUGCGUUCAACCGGAAUUGUACAAUUGUUCAAUCAAGUGUGGAUAGGCCUGAGUGACAUCGAACACGAAGGGAGAUUUACAUGGGAAGUGGAUAACAGUACCGUAAAUUUUAGCAAUUGGGAACCUGGACAGCCUAACAACGGUGGUAAUGGCAGGCAGCACUGUGUUACGGUGGGGGCUAAAGAAUAUUUUGGUUUGUGGAAUGAUGAUUACUGUCCUUAUCCGUAUCUUUACAUCUGCGAGAAACCUCUUGAUGGCAUUUCUUGUUAUCAGUGUGAAAGCAGCACAUCAUUUGCCAAAUGUUCAACGAAACAAGAGACAGUCAAUUGUGCAUUCCCUCGGAACUACUGUUUCAAACAAAAGAAUACAACAGGAGGAAAUAUCGAUCAAGAGACAGUUUUUUCCAAAGACUGUACAUCAGCAGAUCAAUGCAGAAAAAAGGGGAAUCAUUCUCUGGAAUGCUGUGAAGAUGACCUUUGCAAUACUGACAUCUCUUGUUAUCAGUGUUCGAGUAACAUAUCCUUUGCCGACUGUGCUAAGAACCAAAAAAGAGUGAACUGCACAUUACCAAAGAACCGCUGUGUUAAAACCACAUAUGGCACCAAGGAGGACAACAAAACUGUAACAUACCAUAAAGGAUGCGCCACAAUUGAUGAAUGCACAGAAUUUGCCAAGGGACCAUUUGCAGAAUGCUGCACUGGUGACAUGUGUAACAAAGGCAAGUUAUGAGAAACUGAUUUUUAUCUAUACGACCAUCUCUA
Molecule: messenger RNA, 2080 nt
Organism: Orbicella faveolata
Lineage: Eukaryota; Metazoa; Cnidaria; Anthozoa; Scleractinia; Merulinidae
Biological process (GO): cell surface receptor protein tyrosine kinase signaling pathway; multicellular organism development; positive regulation of kinase activity
Cellular component (GO): plasma membrane; signaling receptor complex
Molecular function (GO): ATP binding; transmembrane receptor protein tyrosine kinase activity
Source: RefSeq, a predicted model, not a curated record